AACGUGGAAGAUGUCGGCCUCGUUAGUCCGGGCCACUGUCCGGGCUGUGAGCAAGAGGAAGCUGCAGCCCACCCGAGCCGCCCUCACCCUGACACCUUCAGCAGUAAACAAGAUAAAACAGCUUCUUAAAGAUAAGCCUGAGCACGUAGGUGUGAAAGUYGGUGUCCGAACUAGGGGUUGUAAUGGCCUUUCUUACAYUCUGGAAUAUACAAAGACAAAGGGAGAUUCUGAUGAAGAAGUUGUUCAAGAUGGAGUCAGAGUGUUCAUCGAAAAGAAAGCACAGCUGACACUUUUAGGAACAGAAAUGGACUAUGUUGAAGACAAAUUAUCCAGUGAGUUUGUCUUCAAUAACCCAAACAUCAAAGGAACUUGUGGCUGUGGAGAAAGCUUUAAUAUUUGAAACCUCA
This is a messenger RNA of Urocitellus parryii (Arctic ground squirrel), 407 nucleotides long. Its product is annotated as iron-sulfur cluster assembly 1 homolog, mitochondrial. Gene Ontology annotation, cellular component: mitochondrion; cytoplasm. The record is from RefSeq and is a predicted model, not a curated record. Gene Ontology annotation, molecular function: 2 iron, 2 sulfur cluster binding. Lineage: Eukaryota; Metazoa; Chordata; Mammalia; Rodentia; Sciuridae. Gene Ontology annotation, biological process: iron-sulfur cluster assembly.